UACUUUCUUGGUUCAUUUUUUACAACUAAGAGGAAGUUCUCGUCAUGGACGGCUCAAACGAUCUUGUUCAGGCCUUUAACGCCAUAGAAAAUGGCAUUAGUGAUUAUAAUGUUAAGGGCAGUUUUGUGGCAGGGAAGAAUGGAAGAACACCGCAAACCAUGUCGUCGUCGUUGCUUCGAAAGAAAUCGGACCCGAUUCUGAUUUCGAAGUUUCGGUUCCAAAUGCUCAGAGACUUCCUCACCAAUUUGCAAGAGGUGAUACUCGGCACCAAACUUGCUAUUCUCUUCCCUGCCAUUCCUCUUGCGAUUGCGGCCGAUUUUUAUCACUUUGGUAGACCAUGGAUUUUUGCUUUGAGUUUGCUUGGACUCACCCCACUUGCUGAACGUGUCAGCUUCCUUACUGAACAAAUUGCAUACUUCACUGGUCCAACAGUUGGAGGAUUAUUGAACGCAACAUGUGGCAAUGCAACAGAACUAAUAAUAGCACUAUUUGCUCUUCACCAAAAGAAAAUUGACGUUGUCAAGUACUCCCUUUUGGGUUCCAUUAUCUCAAACCUCCUCCUUGUUCUCGGCACUUCUCUUCUCUGCGGAGGCCUUGCCAACCUGAAGAAAGAGCAAAGAUAUGAUAGAAAACAAGCGGAUGUGAACGCACUUCUUCUGCUACUGGGAUUGCUGUGCCACAUGUUGCCUAUGAUGUUAAAGUUUGCCGCAACGCCUGGCAUAUAUGUAGCCAAUUAUACGCUUCAGUUGUCAAGAGCAAGCAGUAUUUUUAUGCUUGUGGCCUAUGUAGCCUAUAUCUUCUUCCAGUUAAAAACACAUCGCCAGUUGUUUGAUGCUCAAGAGGAAGAUGAAGAGGAAGAAAAGGCAGCAAUAGGAUUUUGGAGUGCAUUUAGUUGGUUGGUUGGUAUGACAAUUAUCAUAGCCUUGUUGUCUGAGUAUGUUGUCGGUACAAUUGAGGCUGCAUCAAGCUCAUGGGGCAUCUCCGUUAGCUUUAUCAGCAUCAUUUUGCUACCUAUUGUUGGAAAUGCAGCAGAACAUGCUGGAUCAAUCAUUUUUGCUCUAAAAAACAAGUUGGAUAUUUCUUUAGGGGUUGCUUUGGGAUCUGCAACUCAAAUUUCUAUGUUUGUGGUUCCUCUAAGUGUGAUUGUUGCCUGGAUCAUGCACGUUCCUAUGGACCUUGAUUUCAGCCUCCUUGAAACUGGCUCUCUUGCAUUCACCAUAAUUAUCACUGCUUUUACUUUACAGGAUGGAACUUCACAUUACUUGAAAGGAAUGGUUCUUUUCAUGUGCUACCUCAUCAUUGCUGCAUGCUUCUUUGUUCAGAAAACACCACUUAACAAUAUGAAUUUCAAUUUUGGAGCAGAACUUGAACCAUCCUCAGGAGCUUUGGCUGCUUGAUAUCAGGCAGCACGUUGGGAAGUUAUUUCCCAAAUAAAGAACAGUGCAAAGAAGUUCCAUUUCUCAUACUAUUUCGAACAUUUCUCAACCCUGAAAGAACUGUUUAAUUUCCAUUUUGGUUCUCAAAAAUCCUAUUCCAAAUAGAGAGCUCAAGUGAGAUGAGAAUUGAGAGUCUCGGCUACAAAGAAAAGAAUCUCAACUCCGAGAAGGAAGUGUUUUGUGUAUAUACUUCUGCUCUCUCUAUGCCUUUCUAAUAAGGUUUCUUUAUUUCUACAAAAUUUUUCUCCUGUGUGACUGUUUUUUGCCCAGUAUUCCACAAAAAGCAAAUGUGUUGGCUAAUGCAUAGGAAAAUGUCCCUUGUAGCUAGCUUCUACUAAUAAUCCAUGUAAUAAAACUCUCCGGCUCAAUAAAAGUCAAUUCUAUCUGUCAAAUAAAGAUAGUGAAAA
This is a messenger RNA of Morus notabilis, 1843 nucleotides long. Its product is annotated as vacuolar cation/proton exchanger 3. The transcript has 11 exons. The coding region runs from base 45 to 1397 and encodes 450 amino acids. Gene Ontology annotation, biological process: intracellular calcium ion homeostasis; calcium ion transmembrane transport. Gene Ontology annotation, molecular function: calcium:proton antiporter activity. The record is from RefSeq and is a predicted model, not a curated record. Gene Ontology annotation, cellular component: plant-type vacuole membrane. Lineage: Eukaryota; Viridiplantae; Streptophyta; Magnoliopsida; Rosales; Moraceae.